Molecule: messenger RNA, 423 nt
Organism: Prunus armeniaca (apricot)
Lineage: Eukaryota; Viridiplantae; Streptophyta; Magnoliopsida; Rosales; Rosaceae
Source: the annotation of a GenBank genome assembly
AUGCCUAUUUUCGAUGGAGAGAAUUAUGAAUAUUGGAGCCUACAAAUGAAGACCUUGUUCGUCUCUCAAGAUCUUUGGGAUCUUGUAGAAGAUGGUUACGAGGAACUGGAAAAAACUUCGACGGGAAAAGCGACACCGGAAUCACAGCAAGCACUUAAAGAAAAUAAGAAAAGAGAUGCCAAGGCUUUAUUCCUAAUUCAACAGGGAAUAAGCAAAAAUCUCUUUCCAAGAUUACUUUCUGCUACGACAUCAAAAAAUGCUUGGGAAAUACUCAAAAUUGAGUUCCAAGGCUCACAGAAAGUGAUCUCCAUCAAACUCCAAUCCUUGUGGCGAGAGUUUGAUAAUUUAUUAAUGAAGGAGAAUGAGUCCAUUCAGGUUUUCUUCACAAAAGUUUCUGGAAUUGUUAACCAAAUUAGAAGUUAA